AUGACGACCACAAUUGUCGGACACCAGCCGACGCCUCAUCGCACGUAUAGAACGCUCUGGGAGCCGGUGAACGGUUCCGAACAGAACAUGGAGUCAUCCAUAACUCGAAGUCAAGCCCUUCUCGCCGUGUGCACCAACUACUGUCCAAACCCCGAGUACAGACGUGUACGCCCAUUUCUUCUUCCAACCAAAUCAUCUUUCGAUGGUAAUGGAAACCCGCAUUCUCAUCUGGAGAAGAGCCUUGGCUACGGCGCUUUCGGAGUCGUCUGGUAG
Protopolystoma xenopodis is the source of this 273-nucleotide messenger RNA. The record is from the annotation of a GenBank genome assembly. NCBI's taxonomy places the organism in Eukaryota, Metazoa, Platyhelminthes, Monogenea, Polystomatidea, Polystomatidae.